GAGGGAACUGGGCGGGUCCCAACAUUAGGAUGGCCAAGACAUCCAGCUUCCAAUGCGCUGAUGGCAACAGAUAAGUAAAAAGUGAGCUCCUCGGACGCACGACAACACACCAACUGAAGUGGAAAGCGGCUCCUGUUCUGCUCCUCGUCCCAUUUCGGACACUGCGUACAAGGCGGUGCGGCUCCACACUGCAGCAGGACUGAACCACAGAGAAGAAGACAGCGAAGACAGUCUCGGCUUUGGCUUGUGCGUUAAGUUUGACUCGACGGCGGUUAUUUUUUUUAAUUUAUUUAUUUUUUUACUCUUUAUGUCAUAAAACAAGUAUCUUACUUUCUAGUGUGUAUAGGUUAGUCUAUUAUUUUUGUUUACCACACCAAAGGCGACAUUUACCUAAUGACGGCAGAGAUCCAGCAGCCACCCGCUCACACUCCUGCUCAGAGCAGCCCCAUGUCUGCUCCGGAGAAGCCGCACGGACAGACGGCGGUCAUGGAAACCGCCUCCUCCACCACGAAAACCAAAAAAACAAACGCAGGGAUCCGUCGGCCAGAGAAGCCCCCAUAUUCAUACAUCGCUUUAAUAGUCAUGGCGAUCCAAAGCUCUCCAACCAAGCGCCUGACGCUCAGUGAAAUCUACCAGUUCCUGCAGAGCCGCUUCCCGUUUUUCAGAGGCUCGUACCAGGGAUGGAAGAACUCCGUGCGUCACAACUUGUCUCUGAACGAGUGCUUCAUAAAGCUGCCAAAGGGCCUCGGGCGGCCCGGGAAGGGCCACUACUGGACUAUCGACCCGGCAAGUGAGUUUAUGUUCGAGGAAGGCUCCUUCAGAAGGAGACCGAGGGGUUUUAGGCGCAAGUGCCAGGCGCUGAAACCCAUGUACAGCAUGAUGAACGGCCUGGGAUUCAACCACAUCCCAGAGUCCUACAACUUCCAGGGGAGCGGCGGGGGCCUGUCCUGUGCGCCCAACAGCUUGUCUCUGGACAGUGGGAUUGGGAUGAUGAAUGGACACUUGGCAGGUAACAUGGAGGGGAUGGGUCUGUCUGGUCACUCCAUGUCACACUUGUCGGCCAACAGUGGACAUUCCUACAUGGGAAGUUGUACAGGAUCCACUGGGAAUGACUAUCCCCACCACGACAAUUCUGGCUCCCCUCUGCUCACCAGCGGGGGAGUCAUGGAGCCUCACCCCGUCUACUCGAGCUCAGCCUCGGCGUGGGCUCCUGCUCCCACGGCCUCGUUGAAUAACGGGGCUUCUUACAUUAAGCAGCAGCCUCUGUCUCCUUGUAACCCGGGGGCGAACUCGCUGCAGCCGAGUUUGCCCACACAUUCCCUGGAGCAGCCGUACCUGCACCAGAACGGACACAGCACCACAGAUUUACAAGGUAUUCCGCGGUACCAUUCCCAGUCUCCAAGCAUGUGCGACCGAAAGGAGUUCGUGUUCUCGUUCAACGCCAUGACGUCCUCGGCCAUGCACUCACCGAGCAGCAGCUCCUACUACCACCACCAGCAGGUCUCCUACCAGGACAUCAAGCCGUGCGUCAUGUGAUGCCUCCGCGGACAGCGUGUGUGUGCGCGCAAAGCAGCGGCUCGGUGACGCCACCAGACCCGAGUGAAUUGAACUGAAGUGAACUGAAGUGAACUGAAAUGAAGAUGAGAAGUAAAUAAAUAAAAUUUAAAAAUAAAACAAAACAAAAAAACAACCACUGAGAGACACAGCUGAGGCGUGACGCGUCCCGGGGCCUGGACAGGAAAACCGGACUAAACGUCUUUGUGCCGUUUUUUUUACGCAGCGUCAAAGACUCGGACAACAGGCCAAUCACAUCGCAACCACGUAAUAAUAAUAAUAUAUAAUAAUGCAAAACUCGUUUGUUUUCCAUGCAGUCAACAUCGACCAGCGGGGUAAAGACUGGGCUGCUGUUUGGUACUUAGUCCUGCAGAGCGGAUGACUACAGCCUACCACUCCACACACACACACACGUUUUUCUACAUGUUUAUUCUUCUUCAAGUAGGCCAAUGUAAAAAAAAAAAGAAAAAAAAAUGCACACUUACUUUCUCUAUGUCGAGUUUUUAACUUUUCUCUUUUUAUUUCUGACAAAUUAGGCUCUUUUUGGACGUAUACAUAUUCUACAUUACCAGUGAAGUUAAAAUGGACACACACACUUACACACACACACGUAGGUCCAUAUCUGUGUAAAAAUUGAUGAAGGCACUUUUUGAAUAGCCUAUAAGCGCAACUUUUAUUUAUUCUGUAGGCCUGCAUAUUUUUAAUUUCAAGCGAAUUGGCCAAGGAGGUUUAUGCUUUAUUGGCAAUAUUUGUCAGGACGCUUAUUAUUUGUUUUAAAAUGAAAAAAAAUGGAGGAUAUAUUGUAAGCACUGUUCUGUUUGUUUGUGUUAGAUAUACUGUAUGUAGACCAUUACUUUCGGCACUGUGUAUAUUAUUGUCAUAUGUUGUUGUUGUUGUUAGGACAAUUAGCCAUGGUCCAUCAGUGUGGGCUUAUGUGUAGGUUAUAUUACAACAAAACCAUUUGUAAGAAAUAAAAAUAUAUCUGUCGGGCUGUUUAAGCCCGAAUCCACAA
This is a messenger RNA of Solea solea (common sole), 2566 nucleotides long. It is a transcript of the gene foxf1, whose product is annotated as forkhead box F1. The record is from RefSeq and is a predicted model, not a curated record. The transcript has 2 exons. Bases 394 to 1536 code for a protein of 380 amino acids. Lineage: Eukaryota; Metazoa; Chordata; Actinopteri; Pleuronectiformes; Soleidae. Gene Ontology annotation, molecular function: DNA-binding transcription factor activity, RNA polymerase II-specific; RNA polymerase II cis-regulatory region sequence-specific DNA binding. Gene Ontology annotation, cellular component: nucleus. Gene Ontology annotation, biological process: regulation of transcription by RNA polymerase II; animal organ morphogenesis.